Molecule: messenger RNA, 3151 nt
Organism: Austrofundulus limnaeus
Lineage: Eukaryota; Metazoa; Chordata; Actinopteri; Cyprinodontiformes; Rivulidae
Gene: igsf3
Product: immunoglobulin superfamily, member 3
Cellular component (GO): membrane
Source: RefSeq, a predicted model, not a curated record
AAAAAAAAAAAAAAAAAAAAAGAAGUCCCACACCGGAAAGCCGCGCCGGACUCACAGCUCUGGAUUAGUCCCUCAACAUACAACAGCUCCAUCAUUCCCCUCCCCUCCCGGGAGAGUCGCGCACCUCCAUCCUUCACCCCYUCAUUCAGGACUUGGCUGCAGAAAUCUGCUCCUCAUCUUGAGCGAGGAGAAGAGGGCUUAGAUCUGCGGAGCAACACAUUGCCUACAAUGGCAACCGGUGCGCUACUUCUUGCCUGCGCGCUGCUUGCUGGUGUUGCUGUGUCUCAGAGAGUUGUGACAGUCCAGAGUGGACCUAUAAUUCGAACCGAAGGCUCCCAUGUGACCAUCUGGUGCAACGUGACUGGCUACAAAGAGGGGAGGGUGCAGGACUUUGAGUGGUCCGUCUACCUGCCGUCAGUGCCUGAUCGGGAGAUCCGCAUUGUGAGCACGGCUCAGUCGAACUACGCUUACGCUGUGUAUGCCCAGCGGGUGAACGAUAAAGAGAUCUUUGUAGAGAGGCUGAGCCAAGACGCAGCGGUGCUCCACAUCACCAAAGUUCUGGUCAAGGACCAGGGCCUGUUUGAGUGUUACACACCCAACACAGAUGGGCAAUACCUGGGAUCCUACAGUGCACGCACCAACCUCACAGUCAUUGCUGACUCGUUGACYGUAUCAGCGCCGCCUCAGACUCUGUCCAAAGUGGAGGGUGACACGUUACAGCUCACCUGCGAGGUGUCUCGGACCACAGAGCAGCACACUCACUUAUCAGUUGGGUGGUAUCUGAGGUCCCCUGAGGACGCGUCUGCCCCACCUCAGGAGCUGGUCACCUUGUCAAGGGACUUUGUUCUGCGCUCCGGAGGACCUUAUCGGCAGAGAAUGGCAGCUGGGGAUCUCAGGCUGGAUAAGACCAGCGCCACGGCCUACAGGCUGACGAUUCACAAGCUGCAGCCCGUGGACCAGGGGCUGCUCUACUGCCAGGCCACCGAAUGGAUUCAGGACACGGACGGGAGCUGGUUUGCCAUGACCCGCAAGCAGAGCGAGAAGGCCCAACUUCGAGUUCAGCCCACUGAUCGAGACUUCAGCAUCCAGGUGAGCACGGAGCGACGGUCCUUCACGGCCGGUGAGCCGCUGGAGCUUCGCUGCACCAUCGAGGCGCAGAACGUCCCCGAGCGUUUUUUCUCGGUGUCGUGGGUCUUCAGCAGCUCACCGGUGGCCGUGGUGGGCCCGAGCGCCGUGCCCGUCCUGGGCCCCGAUUACGUUGACCGCGAGGCCGCCGGUCUCGUGACCGUGCGGAAGGAGAGUCCCAACGUGCACCUGCUCAGGCUGCAGCGCCUGCGCCCCGAAGAUGCUGGGAAGUACAUCUGCCGAGUCACAGAGCGGGAAAAGACACCGACUGGGGACUUCAUCGACCGCAGCAAGAGGUCCCGAAAUGUCCAGAUCACAGUUCAACCACUUAAGAGCAACAUCACAAUCUCGCUGUCCAGCAACUCCUCUGAGGUCCUAGAAGGCGACCCGAUCCAUUUGACCUGUUUGGUCCAGUCCACUACGGGCCCACUCUCCGUUGUCUGGCAGUGGAUGGACAAGCAAACAACCGGGCCGAUCCAGGAAGUGGCCUCKCUGGACCGGGAGGGCUCUGUGUUUCACGGCCCCGCCUACAGAGAGCGCUCCAGUUACGGAGAAGUUCGCGUGGAGAAAGUUCGCCCUGACACAUUCACUCUGUCGCUUUACAACGCCUUACCUGGGGACGAGGGUCAGUACCACUGCACAGCUACCGAGUGGCUUCGAACCGGCGGGGAACAGGAUUUAAACUGGGAGAAGAUUGGAGAAGUCUCGGACACCAAGACAAUUACCGUCAAGACUGUUGAGUCUUCCUUCAUGGUUUCAGCCUCAUCGCGGACACCGUCUGUAUCAUUUGGUGACUCAUUUGACCUCCUCUGCCUGGUAAAGCCUCGCCACAACCCACAAGUCCCCACGUCCGUCACCUGGCGCUUCCUGCCCGCCAGCACCCGAGCCGAAGACGAGGAUCGGGGAGACUUCAAGGACCUGGUGACGUUCACCCGUGAAGGCACGCUGCAGUGGGGGGAGCAGCUGCUCGGGUUAGGCACCCGCACCACGGUGGACCGCUCGCACUCCAACACAAACUUCCGCCUGUCGGUCACCCGAGCGGGACGUCGCGAAGCCGGGAAGUACCAGUGCACCGCCGUCUUGUGGAGGAAGAACUACGACAACAGCUGGAGCAGAGUGGCCAACCGCACCUCCAACCUGCUCGGCAUCAGCGUCCUACAGCCAGAGAGUAGGCUAAAAGUGCAGAAGAAUGACCAGUCUCUGGCCUUCCUGGAGGACAGCCGAGUCCGGAUCAACUGUUCAAUCACCUCCCAGACCAGCCAGGACUCCCAGCACGCUGUGCUGUGGUACGUGAGACGUGCAGCGGGGUCAGAAGCAGACGAGCUCCUGCUGAGGAUCGAGCGCACAGGGGCCUUCGAGUACGGCGCCUACGCGGACGAGGAGCGACUCCGGCGGCGAGUCCAGUCAGAGCGGCUCUCGCCUCGCCUCUACGUGCUGACCCUGAACCGGGCGGAGAGCAGCGAUUCAGGGACAUAUUACUGCCUGGUGGAGGAGUGGCUGAGCGACCCCGACGGAGCCUGGUAUCGCCUCUCUCGGGAGUCCUCAGGGUACACCCAGGUUCUGGUCAGACAGCCAGAGGUUCGAUUGCAUGUGGAAGAAUCCGAGACGAACGUGACCGUAGAGGAAUCUGGUUCAAUACGACUAGGCUGCAGCAUUCCCUCGCAGUCGUCUCCAGACUCACGGUUCUCCGUGUUCUGGUAUGUGGAGCACUCCGAGGAGGAGAACGCCGAGGACCAGCCGGGCGAGGAAGAAGACAGCAAACGGCAGUGUGUGUUUUCCAUCGGACACGAUGCCAUCUUUGGAAACGGGAACUGCAGCCCUCGGGAGGAAGCCGAGCUGGAUUCCCGCUUGCAGUUUGAGAGGGCGACGUCCGACCAAUACAGCCUGACCAUUCGUGAAGCCCGACCAAAAGACGCGGGCCGUUACUACUGCCACGUGGAGGAGUGGCUCCUCAACCCUCGCAAUGUGUGGUAUCGCCUGGCCACCAAUAACUCUGGGUUCACCAUCGUCAAUAUACAGCCACGAG